AUGGGGACUGAGAACAUCACCGCUGUAAGAGAGUUUAUUUUCAUGGCAAUCUCCAAGGACCACAAGAAACAGAUUCUGCUCUUUAUGGUCAUCGUCAUCAUCUACUUCCUCACCAUGAUGGGGAACCUGUUGAUCAUCCUGCUGGUGCAGAUGGACUCCCGCCUCCACACGCCCAUGUACUUCUUCCUGAUGAACCUCUCAGGCCUGGAAGUGUGUUUUGUAACCUGCACCAUGCCCCAAAUGCUGGUGAACCUCCUGAAUGGAAAUGGAGCCAUCUCCUUCACUCGUUGCAUUGCCCAGAUGUAUGUUGGUACGACAGCUGGUGGCACUGAGUGUCUUCUGCUGGCUGCAAUGGCUUAUGACCGCUACUUGGCCAUCUGCUGCCCUCUGCAAUAUGCUGUUGCUAUGGGCAGAUUGCGCCAAUUGCAGCUUGCCUCCGCUUCCUUGCUAGGGGGGUUCCUCAUUGCUACAAUAAAUGUGAGCUGUACCCUUCGCCACCCCUUCUGUGGACCGAACCAUAUCAAUCACUUUUGCUGUGAGGUUCCCAUAGUGUUGAAAUUUGCAUGUGCUGACACCCGCCUCACUGAAAUCAUCGUUUCUGUGACGUCCAUCUUGAUCCUUGUGGGUCCCCUUUCUGUUAUCCUGACCUCUUAUGGGCUCAUUCUGUCCACAGUAUUACAAAUGCAAUCAGCCACCAGUCAGCGCAAGGCCUUCUCCACAUGCACCUCCCACCUGGUGGUGGUCACCAUGUUCUUUGGCAGUGCCAUUGCUAUGUAUGGGAGACCUAAUUCAGGCAGUGUUCCCAAUGCUGGCAGACACUUUGCCAUCGUUUAUAUUGUAAUCACCCCUCUGCUCAACCCUGUUAUUUAUACCCUGCGCAACAAGGAUGUCCACCAGGCACUGGCCAAGGUGCUGAAAAGGCAAACCUUGACACCCAACGGUUGA
Messenger RNA from Hemicordylus capensis (graceful crag lizard), 945 nucleotides. RefSeq names its product olfactory receptor 2D3-like. Gene Ontology annotation, molecular function: olfactory receptor activity; G protein-coupled receptor activity. Gene Ontology annotation, biological process: G protein-coupled receptor signaling pathway. Gene Ontology annotation, cellular component: membrane. NCBI's taxonomy places the organism in Eukaryota, Metazoa, Chordata, Lepidosauria, Squamata, Cordylidae. The coding region runs from base 1 to 945 and encodes 314 amino acids. The record is from RefSeq and is a predicted model, not a curated record. The transcript has a single exon.